Messenger RNA from Henningerozyma blattae CBS 6284, 438 nucleotides. RefSeq names its product mitochondrial 54S ribosomal protein mL43 (gene MRPL51). Bases 1 to 438 code for a protein of 145 amino acids. The transcript has a single exon. Gene Ontology annotation, cellular component: mitochondrial large ribosomal subunit. NCBI's taxonomy places the organism in Eukaryota, Fungi, Ascomycota, Saccharomycetes, Saccharomycetales, Saccharomycetaceae. Gene Ontology annotation, molecular function: structural constituent of ribosome. Gene Ontology annotation, biological process: mitochondrial translation. The record is from RefSeq and is a predicted model, not a curated record.
AUGGUAGUACGUGCAAUUAAACAACUUUCAAGACCAAGAAAUGGGGUUGGUGCUUAUAUUCAACCAUGUUAUAAGUUAGUCCUUCAAUAUUGUAACUGGGGUGGUUCCUCACAGGGAAUGCGUGAUUUCCUAACAUCUAAGAGACUUGACAAGUUGGCAACUACUAUGCCUAAUAUUCAGUUCGAAGUACUAAGAAAAUCGGGACAUCCAACUAUAAGGGCAAAGUAUAUUCAGGGCCAAGCUCAUCCACAAAUUGAUAAAGUGGUAUGUGUACGAAAUCUAAACAUCGAUCAGGUGGAAAAUAAAAUGAAGCUCCUGCUAGCUUCUAGUGGAGAUGUUUUGAGGAAAAGAGUUAAGAAUCAUAACGUGGAGAGUUUGAAUUCCAGUGUAAGAGGUGUAUGGUCCCCAUUCCACACAGGUGAUCGUUACCAAGUAUGA